Messenger RNA from Nipponia nippon (crested ibis), 3978 nucleotides. NCBI's taxonomy places the organism in Eukaryota, Metazoa, Chordata, Aves, Pelecaniformes, Threskiornithidae. The record is from RefSeq and is a predicted model, not a curated record.
AUGGAAAAGCUACAUGAAGUUCAUCCUAAAGUUUUGAGCAAGGAUUCCUGUUCUACCUGGGGCGGAGGGCAUUUUUCAACCUUUGAUAAAUACCAGUAUGACUUCACUGGGACCUGCAACUAUAUCUUUGCAACUGUUUGUGAUGAAACCAGCCCAGACUUCAACAUUCAGUUCCGCCGUGGCCUGGACAAAAAAAUUGCGAGGAUCAUUAUUGAGCUGGGACCUUCUGUUGUCAUUGUUGAGAAAGGCAGCAUUUCUGUCAGGAGUGUUGGUGUCAUUAAGUUGCCUUACACUAGCAAUGGAAUUCAAAUAGCACCUUAUGGACGCAACAUCCGUCUGGUGGCUAAGCUGAUGGAGAUGGAGCUAGUUGUCAUGUGGAACAAUGAUGACUAUCUCAUGGUUUUGACUGAAAAAAAAUAUAUGGGGAAAACCUGUGGAAUGUGUGGAAAUUAUGAUGGUUAUGAAUUGAAUGAAUUUGUGAGUGAAGGUAAAUUGCUGGAUACGUAUAAAUUUGCUGCAUUACAAAAAAUGGAUGAUCCAUCAGAGAUCUGCCUGUCUGAGGAGAUAUCAGUUACCACCAUUCCUCACAAAAAAUACGCCAUGAUCUGCUCUCAGCUACUUAACUCAGUGUCACCAACCUGCAGCGUGCCAAAGGAUGGGUUUGUCAUUCGUUGCCAGCUUGAUAUGCAGGACUGCAGUGAGCCAGGACAAAACAACUGCACUUGCUCUACACUGUCAGAGUAUUCAAGGCAAUGUGCUAUGUCCCAUCAAAUGGUGUUCAACUGGAGAACUGAAAACUUCUGCUCUGUGGGAAAAUGUUCUGCUAACCAAAUCUAUGAGGAAUGUGGUUCUCCAUGUAUUAAAACCUGUUCCAACCCAGAGUACAGCUGUUCCAGUCACUGUACCUAUGGCUGCUUUUGUCCUGAAGGAACUGUUCUUGAUGACAUCUCAAAGAAUCGAACAUGUGUUCACAUUCAGCAGUGUCCAUGUACACUGAAUGGGAAAACAUACGCUCCUGGUGAGACAAUGAAAGCAGCGUGUAGAACCUGUAAAUGUACGAUGGGUCAAUGGAAUUGCAAAGACUUGCCCUGCCCUGGAAGGUGUUCACUGGAAGGAGGCUCCUUUGUUACCACAUUUGAUUCUAGAUCAUACAGGUUCCAUGGGGUUUGCACUUAUGUUCUUAUGAAGAGUUCCAGCCUGCCACACAAUGGAACCCUAAUGGCUGUAUAUGAAAAGUCCGGUUAUUCUCAUUCUGAGACGUCACUUAGUGCUGUAAUUUACAUAUCUACAAAGGACAAAAUUGUGAUUUCCCAGAAUGAACUCCUUACUGAUGAUGAUGAACUCAAGCGGCUACCUUACAGAUCAGGAGACAUCACUAUUUUCAGACAGUCCUCGAUGUACAUUCAAAUGUAUACAACCUUCGGGCUGGAACUUGUAGUUCAAACAUCACCUGUGUUCCAGGCCUAUGUGAAAGUUGGAUCACAAUUCAAAGGCAGAACCCUAGGUUUGUGUGGGAAUUACAAUGGAGACACUACAGAUGACUUCAUGACUAGCAUGGAUAUCACUGAAGGGACAGCCUCCCUGUUUGUAGAUUCCUGGAGGGCAGGAAAUUGCCAUCCUGCUUUAGAGAGAGAUACUGACCCUUGUGCUUUGAGUCAACUGAACAAAAUAUCUGCUGAGACUCAUUGCUCCAUUCUUACCAAGAAGGGUACAGUGUUCGAGAAAUGCCAUGCUGUGGUGAACCCUAUUCCUUUCUACAAGAGAUGUGUCUACCAAGCCUGUAAUUACGAAGAGACCUUUCCUUAUAUUUGUUCUGCUCUGGGAUCGUAUGCACGAACAUGCAGUUCAAUGGGUUUAAUCCUUGAGAACUGGAGAAACAGUAUGGACAAUUGUACCAUUACUUGUACUGGCAAUCAAACAUUCAGCUACAACACUCAGGCAUGUGACAGGACAUGCUUGUCACUCUCCAACCGAGCCCUGGAAUGUCAUCCAACUGACAUCCCUAUUGAAGGCUGCCAUUGUCCUAAAGGAAUGUACUUGAACCACAAGAAUGAGUGUGUUCGUAAAUCUCAUUGUCCCUGCUAUUUAGAAGAUAGAAAGUACAUCUUGCCUGACCAGUCAAUAAUAAGUGGUGGGAUUACCUGCUACUGCAUUAAUGGAAGGCUAAGUUGCACAGGCAAACCUCAAAAUCCUGCAGAAAGCUGCAAAGCUCCUAAGAAAUAUAUAUCAUGUUCUGACCGUUUAGAAAACAAGUAUGGAGCUGCAUGUGCCCCUACCUGUCAGAUGCUGGCUACUGGAAUUGAAUGUAUACCCACUAAAUGUGAAUCAGGCUGUGUCUGUGCUGAUGGGCUAUAUGAAAAUCUUGAUGGCAGGUGUGUUCCAGCUGAUGAGUGUCCAUGUGAAUAUGGUGGUCUUGCUUACGGAAAAGGUGAACAGAUCCAAACUGAAUGUGAGAUCUGCACUUGCACAAAAGGCAAAUGGAAAUGUGUUCAGAAAUCAAAGUGUUCUUCAACGUGUAAUCUGUAUGGAGAAGGCCACAUCACCACUUUUGAUGGACAGCGUUUUGUGUUUGAUGGCAACUGUGAAUACAUAUUAGCUAUGGAUGGCUGCAGUGUUAAUAGACCUGUUUCCUCUUUCAAAAUUGUUACUGAGAAUGUCAUCUGUGGGAAAUCAGGGGUUACAUGCUCCAGAUCCAUCAGCAUUUACCUUGGGAAUUUGACAUUCAUACUGCGAGAUGAAACCUUCGCUAUUUCUGGGGAAAAUCCUGGAAUACGAUAUAAUGUGAAAAAGAAUGCCCUUCACCUGAUGUUUGAUAUCAUUAUCCCAGGAAAAUACAACAUGACCCUUAUCUGGAAUAAGCACAUGAACUUCUUCAUCAGGAUCUCCAGAGAAACACAGGAAACUAUAUGCGGUUUAUGUGGGAACUAUAAUGGCAAUAUGAAGGAUGAUUUUGAAACUCGAAGCAAGUACGUGGCAUCAAAUGAAUUGGAAUUUGUCAAUUCUUGGAAAGAGAAUCCUCUCUGUGGGGAUGUAUAUUUUGUAGUGGACCCCUGUAGCAAGAACCCUUAUCGUAAAGCAUGGGCAGAAAAGACAUGUUCCGUCAUCAACAGCCAAGUCUUUUCUGCCUGUCACAAUAAGGUGAAUCGUAUGCCCUAUUAUGAGGCCUGUGUUCGAGACUCUUGUGGUUGUGACAUUGGAGGGGACUGUGAAUGCAUGUGCGAUGCCAUUGCAGUAUAUGCCAUGGCAUGCUUAGAUAAAGGUAUCUGCAUUGACUGGAGGACUCCCGAGUUCUGUCCUGUCUAUUGUGAGUAUUACAAUUCUCAUAAAAAACCAGGAAGUGGUGGUGCUUAUUCCAAUGGCUACGACAAUGACAACUGCACCUGGCAUUACAGACCUUGUAAUUGUCCAAAUCAAAACUACAAAUAUGUCAACAUUGAAGGCUGUUACAACUGCUCUCAUGAUGAAUACUUUGACCAUGAGAAGGGAAGAUGCAUGCCAUGUGUGCAGCCUAAAGUAACGAGAAGCUCUACCACAAGUACCCCACCAAGAGUACCUAGUAUUUCUUCUUCUGCAGCUACUAUAUCAACUGAGACUACAAAUCCAACAAUAACCUCAAAAAUCACAGUUCCAAGAACUUCAUCAGCAUCACCUCUUGUCACAAUAAAGUCAACAACUGAACAUACAACAUCAAUUUUUACCACACCAAACAUGACUACAGCCAUCACUACCACCUCCAUAACUACCUCAACAAAAAGAACCAUGACGACUAAACCAAAGCCUACACCUGUUGCCUCAUCAACUGCUGCUUCAACAGAGACAGAAAAAGUGAGGUUCACCACACCACCCUUCAAGACCGCUAUCACAAAGGAAGUGACAACCACCUCAAAACCUACUCAAACUACAUCUCAGGUCACAACUUUCAGCAAGCCUAAACUAACAACAGUAGGUAAAUAUCACUUUUUGAUAUCUGCCAGGUGA